AUGUCUUCGUUCUUUACUGCUCCCGCCUCUCAGCGGAAGCGGAAGCGUGCGGUAGACCCGGCAGGAAAAGCCAGAAAAAGACGUGAGGUGGACAAGACUGAGAGACGGGAUGAUCAACAGGAGCGCCUCCGCCGCAAGCAGACCAAUGCCCGAGAAACUCGCGGGUCAGAUCAGGAUGACGAAUCGAUAUCCGGCAGUGAAUCUGAGGACGAAGUUGAGCCUGAAACUGGCGAUGAAUCUGAGGCGACUUCCGAAGAAGGAGAAACCGCAGCGGAGCGCCGAGUGAGGCUCGCACAAAGAUAUCUCGACAAUAUCAAGCAAGAGGUGAACGAGGUUGGGUUCGACGCCGAGGAUCUCGACAGAGAUUUGAUUGCAAGGAGACUGAAAGAGGAUGUGGACGAAGCAAAGGGCAGACAAUACAGACUGAUCGCUACGAGCUUGGACUUCGCCAGUGCCACACUCACUCGGUUCAGAGCAGACACAGAGAGCACCACUGCGGUGGCAGUAUGCAAGCCAUACGUCUACACUGUGAGCAAGGACAAGACUUUGAUAAAGUGGCAACUUCAAAAUCCCCCGUUUUCCUCUGGCGACAAAGGUUCCACGGCCCCCCGGCGACGACAGCCGAAGCAGCUCGCAUAUGUUCGAGGAAUCAAGAUCAGGGCGUCGGCUCCUCAACAGCACGGUCAUACUGGUCAAAUCCUUGCGGUUGCCGCUUCGCCUGAUGGGAAAUACGUCGCCACAGGCGGCGCAGAUAAGAAGCUUAUUGUCUGGUCUGCCGAAGAUCUGAGGCCUCUCAAAACUUUUACUACGCAUCGAGAUGCAGUCACGGCGCUCGCAUUCGCCCCAAGCUCUUCUACUCAAUCCGGUUUCGGUGCACAACUCUUCAGUGGCAGCAAAGACCGGUCUUUGAAGACCUACAGCCUGGCAGGGGAAGAUAGCCUUGCUUAUGUCGAAACACUUUUCGGCCACCAAGACCAUAUUGUGGAUGUCUCCCCCGUCAGCGUUGAUCAGUGCGUCACGGUUGGCGCCAGAGAUCGAAAAGCCUUAUGGUGGAAGGUCGUGGAAGAGUCCCUCACCAAGUUCCUCGGAGACAGUUCGAAGAAUGAUGAAUAUCAAACAGGGAGUUUGGACUGCGUCGCGGCGCUUCCUCCUUCCAACUUUGUAACCGGAUCUGAUUCCGGCGCUAUCAGUUUAUGGAGUGUUCACAAAAAGAAGCCACUAUUCACUAUCCGGACGGCCCAUGGGGUAGACGAACCUCCUCCUCUGGAGGAAGUCACCUCAGAAGGCGAUCCCAAGGUGAUCGAGAGACUCAAACAAGUUGACACACGAAAACCGAUUCCUCGCGGGAUUACCGCUCUGGCAGCACUGCCGGGGACAGACAUCGUCCUCAGUGGCAGUUGGGAUGGUUGCAUCCGAGUAUGGAAACUGAGCGACGACAAACGAAGUCUGUUAUCUCUCGGCUCAGUUGGACAGCCUGCAGACACUGUUGAUGGCCAGAACGGCUUCGUCAACGGCGACUCGGACCCAACACAUGCCUCGCCGACAGCGGCAGCAAAGACUGGAGAAACGGCGAAUGCCAUUCGUGGCGUCAUCAACUCGAUUGCUGUCUUUGAAAGGAGGAAAGAGAUCACGAAUGAGUUCGGAGGGAAGAAAGAGGGAGAAUGCCAGGGUCUCUGUAUUGUUGCAGGCACUGGAAAGGAGUUGAGGCUAGGAAGAUGGAUGAAGUUCCAACACGGCAAGAAUGGUGCGGUGGUUUUCGAGGUGCCGCUGCGCAAGGAGUCUUAG
Exophiala dermatitidis NIH/UT8656 is the source of this 1785-nucleotide messenger RNA. RefSeq lists its product as uncharacterized. The record is from RefSeq and is a predicted model, not a curated record. The transcript has a single exon. NCBI's taxonomy places the organism in Eukaryota, Fungi, Ascomycota, Eurotiomycetes, Chaetothyriales, Herpotrichiellaceae. Gene Ontology annotation, cellular component: small-subunit processome. Gene Ontology annotation, molecular function: protein binding; snoRNA binding. The coding region runs from base 1 to 1785 and encodes 594 amino acids.